Rotaria socialis is the source of this 1467-nucleotide messenger RNA. The record is from the annotation of a GenBank genome assembly. NCBI's taxonomy places the organism in Eukaryota, Metazoa, Rotifera, Eurotatoria, Philodinida, Philodinidae.
AUGUGUAGUGUUCACCAUCUUGAUUCCUCGCCAUUGCCAUCUCAAGAACACUCUGUUACAGUUGAUAGAAAUUUGAAUGAACAACCACUUACUCAUGGGGAACCAGCGCCAAAAACGCCUUUUCAGAAUGAAGUUCAUCACGAAGAACUAAAGGCUAAUGCGAGCGAGAAAGUAGUAAGCGCACCUAACCACUUUCUCUCUUUAACUCCCACACCGGCUCCCGAAAAGCCUGGACGAAACCCAACACCAAAUUUCACAGAUAAUACAAGAAAGUGUUCUAAACCAUCGAUCAUUAUUUUUGGUGCUAUCAUUGCUGUUUUUGUCGCGGCAACAAUGGCAAUCAGCAUUUAUUUACUUGUUCGCCAGAUAACCGCUGCGUCAACAACAACAACAACGGGUCAAUGCAAUUUAACGUUUGGUGCCCCAACGACCUAUUCAACCAGUAAUACUCCACGUUCGAUAGUAGCAGCCGAUGUCAACGCAGACGGCAGUGUGGACAUUAUUGUCGCAAAUAAUGGUGGAAACAACGUCGGCGUUUUCAUCAACAGCGGCACUGGUGCGUUUUCUAUUCAAAUGACCUAUUCAACUGGAGCCAGCUCUAAUCCGAAUUCUGUGACAACAGCCGACAUCAAUGCGGACGGCGAAAUCGACAUUAUUGUUGCAAAUAAUAACGCAAACAAUGUCGGUGUUCUCAUCAACAACGGUAAUGGUAUAUUUGCUGCUCAAGUGACCUAUUCAUCCGGGAAUGGACCGAACUGUGUAGUAGUAGUCGAUGUAAAUGGAGAUGGUAAAGUCGACAUUAUUGUUGCAAAUUAUAACGCAAACAAUGUCGGUGUUCUCAUCAACGCAGGCAAUGGUACAUUUAUUGCUCAAGUAACCUAUUCGACUGGAGGUGGCUCUAAUCCGGCUUUUUUGGCAGCAGCCGAUGUCAAUGGAGACGGUAAAAUUGAUAUUACUGUUGCAAAUUAUGGCGCAAGCAAUGUCGGUGUUCUCAUCAACAACGGUAAUGGUACAUUUGCUGCUCAGGUGACCUAUUCAACAGGAGGUAGUUCUAAUCCGAAUUGUGUAGUAGCAGCCGACGUCAAUAAGGACGGCAAAGUCGACAUUAUUGUCGCAAAUAAUGGUUUAAAUAAUGUCGGUGUUCUCCUCAAUGUAGGCGGCAUCGCAUUUACUCCUCAAGCAACCUAUUCAACUGGAUCUGCCUCUGGACCGAAUUCUAUCGUAGUAAUUGAUCUGAAUGGAGAUGGCAAAGUCGACAUUGCCGCCUCAAAUAAUGCUGCCGGUAGCUUUAGUGUUUUCGUGGGCACAGGCAGUGGCACAUUUCUUGCUUCAACAACCUAUUCGAUUGGAUCUUCGAUAAGUUACGUGGCUGCAACCGACGUCAACGGUGAUGGUAAAAUCGAUAUUAUUGCCGCACUCUCAAAUGGAAACAGCAUCGCUGUUCUCUUAAAUUCCUGCAAUUCAUAG